UUUUUUUUUUUUAUUUCCCCUCUGUUUCUUGUCGGCCUUUUGUUGUUAUCGUAUCCAUGGAAAUAAUGGGAAACAGCGUGGUUGAAGUUCCCAUCGCUCGCGUUCCGUUAGGAAGAGAUGAGCUGGCAUAGGCCGAAAAGCCGAUUUAGAAAAUCCAAGACUUUCGAGAUCCAUGGUUAAGAUAAUCCUGUCGCAUUGAUUCAUGUCCUUUUUCAGCCCCUCCCGCAUAAUGAAAUUGAACCAGGUACUAUCUCAUGCACUCUGCAAGAGCGUGAUGGCGAUGUUAAAAAAAAUGUGGUUCAACACUAGAAUUAGCAUUAUCUAUUACAUUGUCUCUCAUGCACCCUGCACGGUGACUUUACUAACCCUGCAUCAAAAACAGGAAGUUGGUACGACCGCCGACGUCAAAGGCGGCGUCAUGGUGACUGCCCAAUAUCAAGGAGCUGAUCUUGAGAGCGCACGGGAUUGGACCUGGCAAAGGACAUUCCGCGCUCUUGACCGACUGAAAGGAAAUGGAUCGCCGGUGGAUCCGAUCACCGUGACCAACAGAUCGUAAUUGAACAAUCGGCACCAAUCAUUCCACCCACUCUCUGGUUGGGUUGUGGAUCACUACUGCAGUGGGAACUUAGGAAGCGGACUCACCAGCCACACUUCCCACAGCCAAGAGGGUCUUGGUAGUGGCUUUGGACUUGGCCGAAGUCCCAACUCCCAACUCCCAAAUCCCCUUAGAUGUGGAGAAAGCUCUUGUUUUCCGCCACCCGCUAACUGCGACCAUUGCCUACGGCAACCGUGGUCGUCUUGCGCGCUGAGAGCGGUUCACCGUGAGAGUUUUGUUCUAGUAAUUUCGGCUGGUAAUCACGGAGUUCCUCGUGUGAGCCCCUCUUGCAUCUACAAACCCACAGGUUUAGGGCUAAGGCGUUUUCCAGCCACUCGCAUCACUGCGGUGGCUGGAAUGAAGGACUGACACUGAAGUGUUGUUACAUUCGCAUGUACGGAGUAGGGGGGUGUACCUUCAUUUUACCGUCCAGUAGUUGCGAAAAGUAGGGAGGAACACGGACGGAAAGGAACUGAGUUCGAUCGACAGGACAUACGAGUUCUCUUCUCCACGACGGAUAAAGAUCGCCGGGGUAUAGCUUUUCCCCCUCAAAAAGAGAAAGGUUAAAAAAAAAAAAAAAAAAAAAA
Messenger RNA from Aspergillus pseudotamarii, 1182 nucleotides. RefSeq lists its product as uncharacterized. The record is from RefSeq and is a predicted model, not a curated record. Lineage: Eukaryota; Fungi; Ascomycota; Eurotiomycetes; Eurotiales; Aspergillaceae. Bases 203 to 556 code for a protein of 117 amino acids. The transcript has a single exon.